Molecule: messenger RNA, 2796 nt
Organism: Rhipicephalus microplus (southern cattle tick)
Lineage: Eukaryota; Metazoa; Arthropoda; Arachnida; Ixodida; Ixodidae
Product: mannose-P-dolichol utilization defect 1 protein-like
Source: RefSeq, a predicted model, not a curated record
ACUGUAAUCCUACGUUGCAUAGAAAGUUUCGCACUCGAUGCGCUACCUCUGCUAGAGUUUUUAGAAGCUACAGGAUUCGUCACCGCAACUUUGGUUGAGUUUUCGUGGCGGCAAUCGCAACGACAUGGGUACGCUAGUGAAGCAAGUACUGCAGGCUUUCUUCCCCGGAAAAUGUUACGACGAGAUAAUUGUACGACACAACUUCGAAAAUGUGGGCUGCCUCAAGUUAGCAUUGAGCAAAUGCCUAGGCUACGGCAUCAUAGUUGGAUCCACACUGGUGAAAGUGCCACAGAUCGUCAAGAUCGUGCAGACGCAAAGCAGUGAAGGCAUCAGCGUCACCUCGGUCCUCAUGGAGCUGAUGGGCAUGACGGCUACAGCCGCCUACAGCUAUGCACAGCGGUACCCGUUCAGCUCGUGGGGGCGAGGGCCUGUUCCUGAUGCUGGAGACUGCGCUGAUCGCGGCGCUGGUGAUGCGCUACCGGGGCCAGACGAGCCGCGUGGUGGGCUUCACGGCCUCUUACACCUGCCUGCUGGCCAUGCUGAUGAUGAAGGUGUGCCCGUGCCCGUGCUCUGGUCGGCGCAGCUGGUCAGCCUGCCCGUCAUCAUCUGCGGAAAGCUCAUGCAGGUGUGGAGCAACUAUCGGCAGGGCCACACGGGCCAGCUGUCCCUGAUCACGUCAGCGUUGCUGUUUCUGGGUGGCGUGGCACGAAUCUUCACUUCGCUCACCGAAACCGGUGAUCCGCUCAUCGUGGUCACCUUCUGUCUCGCCACCAUCGCCAACUCGCUCAUCUUUGGACAGGUCUUGUAUUACUGGGAUGCCACUAACAAGCAAGUUCAAAAGAAGAAGACCAAGUAGCCUUUCAAUAAUGAAGCGGGGCACAUUGUGCGGGAAGCUUUGGGAACCUGGACGGUGAAACGAGGACAUAAGGGAAGAAAUCCCCCUUCAGAAGAGUGGUCAUCCUUUUUCCCAUUCAUUGUCUCGUGGCUGUGGUCCGGGCAGGUGCAGCUGACAGCUGUUGUUCCUUGACACCAGGCUGCGUGCCUCUGAAUAUACCACAGUGUAGGAUAGAUUGUCCCCUGGCAAGACAUGCUUAUGCCACCUGUGGUAAAUCUAUACCAGCAGCUGUGUAGAGGAAUGAAGUGACCAGUUUUUUGGGGAACUACUUUGAGAUGACGUCUCGUUUCACUGCUUUAUUAACUGUGGGGUUUUUUUACUUGAACAUUGUAUGUGUCUUGUCUUGUUGGACUUGUUUUUUUUGUUUAAGCCUUGCCAAGUGCCCAAUGACUGCUUCAGAAGCUUUAUUCUGUGAAGGAGUUGCUAGCUGCUCUUAUUUUUCUUAACAGACUCUUUUUCAUGCUCCCUUUUUUUUUUCAGCAUUUGUUGUGAUUUUCUUUUCAGCUCUGUGCCAAAGCCACAGUUCUAGGUCAAGCACGAGCCAGUCUAGAGUAUGCAAAAGUUGUUUCACUGUAGCCCCUUCUGGCACGGAACAUGCAAAAUAUGUGGAUAACAUUUGUCAUGCAAUAGAAGUCUGUGGGCUGCAGCAGAAUUCACUGUAUGAAAUGCUAACUAGAUGUAAUAAUGACACUUGCGCUGUUUCGGUUUUAACAGACGUGCCUUAGGCACACCUGUUUGCAUUUCGUUGCGUAGGGCUAUCUGCAACAUGUGUUGACGUCAGUCUAUGCUAUUGCACUACUGUAUGUUCUCCACUGUUGCGUCAGAUUAAUUUUCGGCAAUAUGCAUUAUCUUGUUUUUUAUUCAUGUUGUGCCAGCAUAUGCGAUGUGAAGCGUUCGUAAUGAUAUGCUGCUUGACUUUCUAUGAUGUUCAUAAAAGCUGACACUUAGUUUAUCAAAAUAUAACAGUUGUCAGCUGCAAUAAUAGCAUACGUGAGGAGUACCAGAAUGCAGUUUACAAAUUCAGAGUAUAAACAAUGCCAAAGCAAGGUAAGGCAUCAUCACUUCUAGCAAAAGCUUGCAAACUGUAUGUACAGCCAUUGGCAUUCACUACAUGGAAGUCAUGAAGAGAAUAAAGUCCUAUAAUGUAGCACUGUAGUGAAAUUCUCAUGCGGUACUUUCAAACGUGUUGGCGAAAAGCAAGCAAUUCAGCUUGCUCUAUCAGACAAAUAUAAUAGAUUCAUUAUUGAAUAACGCCCAUUUUCUAUAGCAUAAAGUACAAAUGAAAUAUACGUCCGGGAUCUUUGCCCAAGGAGUGUUGCAGUUUUCAAGGUGUACAUUAUCCUGCCUGUGUCACUUUCAAGUGCACUCUUGGCAAUACAUUUUGCAAGAUGGUGAUUUUUUUAGGAAGGUUGCAUGUACAUGUAGGUGUUUUGAGAAGAAAAAUGCAGUGGAGUGACAUCAAAGGGACCGACAACUGACCAUAUAGUGUCUUGAGGUUCUGGUGCUAUUAGGGAGAAUGUCGAACUCUGACAAUGAUAAACUCGAUAUUAUUGGUAAACAUAGAAUUUACAUCGGCACUCAAUGUUUCCCAAGAGGAGAUCAUGUUGUUACACUCGAACAUUGCUUAUAAGUACGCAUUCACCUUCCCUGAAUCAUGCAUCAGCUGUUUUCAGAUACAGUUCUUGUAGAUAAAAAGAUCGUUCAUGUUCAUAUAGCUCUUGGCACCCAGAUGUGUUAUUGCAAAAAACUGAUUGCUUGUGUAAAGAAUGGCGCUUCUCAGCUCAUGUAAACAUGAUGGCAUCAUUAGGCAUCUAUUAACAUGACAACUUGUAUGAACGAUUGCUGUACUUGUGUGAACCACUGUCAAAACUCAGUGCAAAUAUAUUAUAUGUUGCCAAUAA